CUGCUUCCGGGGGCUAGGAGGGUGCUGUGAGACUUCAGGAUGGAGAGCCUGUACCGGGUCCCGUUUACUGUGCUGGAAUGCCCCAACCUCAAGCUGAAGAAGCCCUCAUGGCUGCACAUGCCAUCUGCAAUGACUGUAUAUGCCAUGGUGGUUGUCUCCUAUUUUCUUAUCACUGGAGGGAUAAUAUAUGAUGUAAUUGUGGAACCACCUAGUGUUGGCUCUAUGACCGAUGAACAUGGGCAUCAGAGGCCAGUGGCUUUUCUAGCCUACAGAGUAAAUGGACAGUACAUUAUGGAAGGCCUGGCCUCCAGCUUCCUCUUCACAAUGGGUGGUCUUGGAUUUAUAAUCUUAGAUCGUUCGAAUGCACCAAACAUCCCAAAGCUAAACAGGUUCCUCCUGCUCUUUAUUGGCUUUGUCUGUGUCCUGCUCAGCUUUUUCAUGGCCAGAGUUUUCAUGAGGAUGAAGCUUCCUGGAUACCUUAUGGGAUGAACUCUUCGCAUGUUGCCAUCUAAAAGAUUUGCAGCCUUCUGAGCAGUAAUAAUAGAAAAAGCAGUCAACCUUCCUUGCAAGAGGAGCAGCACUUGAAUAUGGAUGUUAACAACUGAGAGAAUGGAUAUUCCUUAAUGGAGAUCACUUGCCAGUCACACAAUAUUUUUGUAAAUCAUUUUCACUGCUUUAAUGUGUCCGUAUUUAGUUCAGAAUAAAACACAAUUUUGUUACAUAAA
This is a messenger RNA of Xenopus tropicalis (tropical clawed frog), 725 nucleotides long. RefSeq names its product oligosaccharyltransferase complex subunit (non-catalytic) (gene ostc). Gene Ontology annotation, biological process: glycoprotein biosynthetic process. The transcript has 5 exons. The record is from RefSeq and is marked provisional. Lineage: Eukaryota; Metazoa; Chordata; Amphibia; Anura; Pipidae. Bases 40 to 489 code for a protein of 149 amino acids. Gene Ontology annotation, cellular component: membrane; oligosaccharyltransferase complex.